CAACAUUAAGUCUUCUAUUAGCUUUCCCCAAACAUCCACCAUUUUUAAGAGCUCUUCCGAGUUCCGCCGCAGUAUCCCCCUUCUAAAACCCCAAAUUAACCGCCAUCUCAAACCCCCUUCCAACCUUCAACAAAGUUUCUCAACUUUUUAUUUUUUCAAUAUGAUUUUUUUUGGAACCCCAUUUUCAUUUUGAUCAUACUAUACAUUAUACUGGAUGGUAACAUCAUAUUCCAUGUGGGUUUCAUCUAUAAGGUCAGUUUCUUGUAGAAAUUUGAUUAAAAAUUCUUUCUUUAUUCGUCACAAUUCUGCUUAUGCUGCUGCUCAAUUAAAUUCUUGGUUUACUGAUUCAAGUUCUGAUGAACAUGUUACUAGUAGCAGUAGUAGUGAUUUAGAGGAUCAAUUACACGAAUUAGAUACAAAUAGAGUAAUUGAAAAUUUGAAGAAUUUGAGAACUAACCCAAAUCAGGCUUAUUCAUACUUUUCUAAUGUAAAGGAACGUGGGUUUCGGCACAAUGUCGAAACUUAUGGUUCAAUUGUUAGUAUUAUGUGCAAUAGGGGUUCUGUUAGAAUGUUGGAUGCAUUUUUGUUGGAGGUUAUUAAGUCGAAUUCCAACGAAUUGGGUUUCGAUGUUUCUGAGUUGUUAGAGUUACUUGAGGUUGAGAUGACUACUUCAGUGCUUAAAGUGAUUGAUGCCUUGGUGAAGGGCUAUGUUAGUUUGGGUAUGUUUGAAAUGUGUAUAGAUGUUUUGUUUCAAACAAGAAGAAAGGGUUUAAAGCCUAGUUUGUUUACUUGUAAUUACCUUAUUAAGCGCAUCAUUGAGAAGGGUGAGCUAGAUACGGCUUUGGCUAUAUACCGGCAUCUUAAGAUGAUGGGUUUGAAUCCGAAUGUAUAUACCUAUAAUCUUAUGAUUGAGGUGCUGUGUAAAAAGGGUGAAUUUGAGAAAGCAGUUGAAAUGUUUGAGGAGAUGGAAAAAGCCGGUGUCAACCCAAAUGAAUAUUCUUAUGGCAGUUAUAUUGAAGGGCUUUGUUCAGUUCAAAGAUCUGAUGUGGCGUAUAAAUUGUUAAAAUCCGUCGAUCCUGUUGAUAGUUUUAGCUACACCAUGGUGGUUAAUGGUUUCUGCAAUGAAAAUAAACUGAGUGAAGCUGAGGCUGUUUUGCUUGAUAUUGAGAAGCAAGGGCUAAUGCUUGAUGCUUAUUGUUUUGGUGCUUUGAUUCAUGCAUAUUGUAAGAAGGGGAAUAUUGAAAAAGCAUUGUGUCUUGAAAGUUACAUGAUGUCAAAAGGUUUGAAAGUGAAUUGUGUUAUUGUGAGUUCCAUUCUUCAAUGCAUGUGUACUAAGGGACUUCUUACAAAUGUUCUCAGUCGAUUUGAAACAUAUAAGCACAAGGGGAUUUAUCUCGACAAAGUUUGUUAUAACAUUGUAGUGGAUGCUAUGUUUCAGUUGGGAAAAGAGGAAGAAGCCUUGGAGCUGCUUGAAGAGAUGAAGCGCAAAAACAUGGUCCCAGAUCAGAUUCAUUACUCCACUGUGAUCAAUGGCUACUGUCUAGAGGGAAAACUUGUUGAUGCCUGGGCCUUUUUUGAGAAAAUGAAACAUGAGGGUAUUCAACCUGAUAUCAUUACAUACAAUAUACUUGCAGGUGGUUUUGCUAGAAAGGGCCUUGUAAAAGAGGCUUUGUUAGUUCUUGACUACAUAAAAGACCAAGGUUUGACGUCCCUUGAUACCCAAAAUAAAAUCAUUGAAGGCCUUUGUGUAGGAGGGGAGGUAGAAGAAGCUGAAAAGCUUUUUAAUAGUUUAGAGAAGUCCACAGAUAAUUAUAAUGUAAUGAUUGAUAAUUACUCUGCUAUGAUUAAUGGAUACUGUGAAGCAAGAGAUACACGAAAGGCUUUUGGUCUUUUUGUCAAGCUUUGCAAGCAAGGUAUAUCUUUGAAGAAAAAGACAUGCUUAAAGCUGCUAAAUAGCCUAUGCAGUGAAGGUCAAUUUGAAAGUGCAUUUGUGUUGUGCAAUAACAUUUUGGGGGUAGAAGAGAAUACUCGCAUUAUAAUGUAUUCAAAGCUUAUGUUGACAUUGUGCAAUUCUGGAGAUUUAAAAAAGGCUCAUUUGGUGUUUGACAAGUAUAUCGAAAAAGGUUUGAUUCCUGAUGCCAUUAUGUACACGAUACUAAUAAAUGGGUAUUGCAAAUCGAAUCUUACGUUAAAGGCCUUUGACCUUUUAGAUGAUAUGAAACGUAGGGGUAUUAUUCCUGAUAUGAUCACUUACACAGUUUUGAUUGAUGGUUGCUUGAAGUGUAGUUUGGAGUCUCGUUCUCGCCCUAACAAGUUUUUGAUCGAGAAAGCAACAAUAUUGGAAUCAGAGAUGUUGAAAAUGCAGCUGAAGCCUGAUGCUGUCUGUUAUACAGUGUUAAUUGACAAGCGCUGUAAGUUGAAUGAUAUCCAGGAUGCCAUGAAGCUGUUCCAUGAGAUGAUAGAUAGUGGUAUACAACCUGAUAAUAUGACAUUUGCACCUCUACUUUCUGGCUGUCAUAGAGUACAAGAUUUGGAUAUAGCCUUGACCCUUUUUGAUGCGAUGGAAGAACUUGAUUUAAAGACUGAUGAGAAAACCAAGUCAUUGAUGUCAACAUUGACACAUGGUAUAGUGAAUGUUAAAAAAGUACCCCUCACGGCUUGAAUGCUCCUAGUAUAGCUUUGAAGGCCAGUCAAAGUCAUAAAAGCUCAAGUGUAAUGAUAGUGGCAUUGAGCAAUGUGAAGGACAAAUUUUGAAAAGUUAUAUGCAUAUUGUUGAUUGAUUAAAAAAAAAAAAAAGUGACACAAGUUUAGAAAAUUCUUUACUGUAUUAAUGCUUACUUUAUUAAUACUUAGAUUUGUAUGUCAUGCUUAUCAUUUUUUAAACUGCAGCUUCUGUAAGUUAGAAUGGAGAUAAACUUGCAUCUUCUGGGCUAGGUAUUUGGACUGUUAGAGGAGUAAUAAAUGAUAUUAAUAUGAAGAUUGGGCUGCACUAGGAUCACAUUAAUUCCUAUCCUCUUUGCAGCCGUUUUGAUUUAAACAUUCGAUUUCUUGGCCGUUUGAGUCUAGUUACAUUAGAUUAGGGUUGACAGUCAACUAUGUAAAUGAUGUAUCCAUGAAUUGAAUUUUUUGAACUUAUUUUGGUAGAAGAAUGAUACUGGUCUUUUUAAAUGCCAAGACAUAUACUUGAAGCUAGUGUUGGUCUUACAGUCUAUAAUUGUUCUAUUGUUGCUUAUUUGUUUUGUUGUCUUUUUUUGACUUGAUAUAAUGCCUUGUUUUGUGAUGAAAUGCCUUACCAAAAAAAAAAAAAAGAGAGAGAGAGAGAGAGAGAGAGAGGUGUUGGUCUUACAAGGAUUUUUCCUGUACUGUUAUUUAAAGUAUUUUUUUUUUUUUUUUUAUGUUAAUUUAGGGUCGGGUGGGGUUAGUACUAUACAUUAUUAUGUAUAAUCCAAAUUCUUCUUGUUUGCUGCUGAUGUUCAGGACUCAUUAUCAGAUUUGUGAAUAGUGAGUAAGAACUUCAUAGACGUGAAGGUGCUUAGUUAAUUGGAUUUUUUCCUCAGAAAUUUGAGCAUGAAUAAUCCUUUGGAGCCUUGAAGAGACGAAGGCAGCUAAUCCGUGCAACCUUGGAUCAGACAAUGCGUGUCUGCGCAAGGGAUUAGGGGUGCACUGCCUUACUCAUGCAUGUAACAGCCUUAAUCCCAAGAGUAAAAGUGAAAACCACCUAAAGUUUGGGAUCAGUUUCAGGUAUAAAACUUUUUUUCUUACAAAUUAGUAAAAGGUGACAAUUAUGUACCAAUGUCGUACCAGCAGAACCAUCAUAUACACCAAUUUACUGAAUCAGAGCUAAAACAUGUGCUUCUAAGCUCCUCUUAUGCUUCUGUGGAUAUUUAUUUUGUUAUGCAAACAUAUUGGUGUCAAAUUUUUGUAAUGCCAAGAAUAUCAUCAAACAGGUGGAACACAUGCUUUUAAAUAUUUUUGUGGGCUAUUAGUGUGACUUCUUAGUAAUCUCCAGUUUCUUGGGAGAGAUUUGUUGUUAUCGUUUAGUGGCUGGAAAGCAAAUUCUGUAUGUUUGCGACAAAUUAUUGGUCACAAAGCUACUCUGGGCUUUGUCUGACAAAAUUGAUAUAUUGUGGCUUAAGUGGGUGCAUUGUAAUUACAUUAAAGGAAAAUCAAUCUGAGAUGGGCUUAUCAAAAAUUCAAAAGUGACGUGACUAAGAUUACUUGGAUUCUUUGGAAUAUUUUGGCUUAUAGAGGCAUAAUUGAUUGGUGUGUUGUUCAGUUGACCUCUUGAAUGGGUUCCGUUUUCAAUGCAGUAUGCGUAUAUUUGUGUUUUGUAUUCUUAACCUGAAUUUCCUUGGAGGAGGAAUACAUGAAGCUUGCUAGUCGUAAAUGCAAGUUUAUUACAUUGCUUGUGCUAUGUUUAUGAUGCUGACCAUGGAUUAAUGAGACAAUUGUUUUUAGAUGCUCUUCUGGAAAAUGCCAUUUGGCAGAUUGUGCUUAAAAUUCUACAUUAUGUUAAAAUCUCUCAAACUUUUGAUAUAGAAGUGAAGUUACUCUCUCAGGAUUUGGGAAGAAAGAUUAUAGGGAUACGUACUGUUUGAAGUCAUAAAACAGAGAAUGUUAAUGUUGACUGUGAUCUGUCUGCAGGGCAGUUUAGUAAAACUAAAACAUCUUCUAUGUUUCUAGUAGAUGCAGUGAAUGGACGAGAGACCUGCUUUUGUGGUUGGCGCUUUUCUGCACCGAUAUGAUCUGUUUGCUGAUGGCCAGGACCAGGCCUGUGCUGGUUCUUCUCUGGUUGGGCUUCCCUUUUUCAUAGCACAUGAAGUAUUCCUGCCCUUGAAUUCUCCUUGUAUAUGGGUUGAGUUGGAAUGCUGAUGCUUGUGGGAUCUUGGCCUGCUUCGGUGCUUCCUGCAUACUUCAGCUGUUUUAUCAUCUUGGUUACUCUAUUAAGUUGAUUUGUUCCUGACUCCUUGUAUCUGGUUGCUACUUUAUGCUGUAAUGUUCAUCUGUUGUGGGAUUAAAUUUCAUUUCACUUGCCAAAAAAGAUAAAUUAUAUUUCUCAGAGUUCAACAUCCUGUAAACAAACAGCCAUAUACAGAGAUACCUCUUUCUGUAUCUAUGAUGCAAACAUUAGAACUGUAAUACAUACUAACAUUGCUACAGAACACAGCUUUUCUGGUAUUCUGUACAGCCUCUUAACAACUUUUUCCACAAAACAAUUUGCCAGGCUUCAUGAUCUUCAGUUUCUAUCAAUCCGCGCUGAACCCUUUUCUUAAAAUCUCUGGGAUCAAUGAUAUCUCAAGAAAGGGUAUUAUGGAUUUCCCUUUUAGGAAGGACUGAUGAAUAAAAACUUUUUCAGAACGUUUUAGUGCUUUAUGCUGUUUGAUAUCAAGCUGCAAGAUCAUCCUUUAUAUGUGAAGUAGUCAAAAGUUUAUGAUCUUUGGAUGCCUUGUUCUUUUUUUUUUUUUUUUUUUUUUUUUUUUUUUUUUUUUUUUUGUGUGUGUGUGUGUGUGUGUGUAUCUCAGCUUCAGGAAUAGUUUGAAUAUCACUGUUUUCUGGAAUUUCCCGUCCAUAAUCCUCAAUUACAACUGUCAGGAUGUAAGGUAUGUGACACACUGACUUGUGUUCUUUAUGUUGGUGUGCAAAUAUUGCAUUUCUUUCCAUAGGGUUAUUGAUGGCCUGUUUACUAGUUGCUACUAGCUCAUUAAUUGAUUUUGUUCUAUUCCACUUGAAAUAUAUGAGUACCAUAAUAAUUGUCAUGAUAGCACACUAUUCUCUGAGGAUUUGUAUUUUUGGAGUUACAACUCAUUUCAAUCUAUCUUGAUGAUAAUAAGCUCUAAUAAAAUAACACAAAAAUGCAUGAGUACUAAAAGAAUGAGGAUGCACUGUCAUGGACAUUCACAUAGUUUAUGUGUAAAAUAUUAUGCACUCAUUAUAUAUUUAUAUGUUAAUACCAUCAAUAACGUAGAUUACAUAUUUGAGAGGAGUGGAUAAGCAUUAUCAUGGAGUCAUGGACACUUAUACGACGUUGGUGCAAGUUACAUGUACGUGCAUGCAAUGGAUGGGAACACAGCAAGGAUUCCAAGGAAUGAUAUUAGACUUGGACCUUGAGAGUUCCGAUACACUGCGAAGGUUGCAAGAAGAAAGUGAAGAAAAUUCUC
Chenopodium quinoa (quinoa) is the source of this 6158-nucleotide messenger RNA. Its product is annotated as pentatricopeptide repeat-containing protein At2g26790, mitochondrial-like. The transcript is spliced from 3 exons. The record is from RefSeq and is a predicted model, not a curated record. The coding region runs from base 215 to 2662 and encodes 815 amino acids. NCBI's taxonomy places the organism in Eukaryota, Viridiplantae, Streptophyta, Magnoliopsida, Caryophyllales, Amaranthaceae. Gene Ontology annotation, molecular function: protein binding; metal ion binding.